Messenger RNA from Durio zibethinus, 5669 nucleotides. Lineage: Eukaryota; Viridiplantae; Streptophyta; Magnoliopsida; Malvales; Malvaceae. The record is from RefSeq and is a predicted model, not a curated record.
UCAUAAUUUAUGUCAUUCCGCUUGUUUUUCUUUUCAGUUCCCUUUGCACUUUCUUUCUCUUUACUUUUUUUGACUUUUCUUUUCACGACUCUCUUAUUUCUUAAUUAAUAUCAAUCAAGAUGGUAGCACAGACUUCCACCACCUUUUACCAGUAGCUGAUUAACUAUUUCUUUGCUCCAUACGUAUCUGAUACCAGGUUUUAUAGUUAGCAAGGAAUUUUGCUUCUUCUUAUCUGCUCUAGGCCUUCCUUUCUUCACCGUUUUUUUUUCGCUGAUCGAGGUCCUGCAGAAGUGUUAGCCUGUCAAAGCAGAACCGCAAACGCCAACAAUUAUGGCAGACAGCAGGGAAACAUCUAAUAAAAAAAGAUGGAACUUACAACGAGAUUGCACUUCGCUUUAAGUCUGCAUUGCAACUGCCGUGAAAAUGGCACCAAGACCAUAACAAUUGAAUUGACUCAUAAUAAUUUAGGGUUCUAUGGUUACCAAGUUUACUUCUUGAUAUCGGCCAGCCAUUUUUUCCUUCACCGUUGGAGGUCUUGCAGAAGUAUCAAGCUACCAAGGGGGUUCAAAUUAGUGGGUGUAUUACGCUAUUUUUUGAGAUAAACGGAACUAUUUCAAACCCUGCAAGUUAUCGUGUUAUCUUCCUCCUACUCCAUGUUGACUCCGUCUUCUUCAUCAUCUUCUUCCAUUUAUCCAUGGAAAUACGACAUUUUCUUGAGUUUUAGUGGUAAAGAUACCCGAAAGAGCUUCACGGACCAUCUAUAUGCUGCUUUAAAGCGGUACAAAAUCAACACUUUCAGGGAUGAUAACAACCUUAAAAGAGGCGAGGAGAUCGCACCCGAGCUCUUGAAAGCAAUUGGAGAAUCAUGGGGUUCGAUAAUCGUUUUUUCGGAAGAAUAUGCUUCUUCAAGUUGGUGUUUAGAUGAGCUUGCCGAGAUUGUGAAACAGAGGAAGGAAAGGGGACAUCAAGUUUUUCCAAUUUUCUAUGAUGUUGAAGUCUCCGAUUUAAGACAUCAAAGAGAGAAGGUUCAAGAAGCCUUUGCCAUGCAUGAAGAGAGAUAUAAAGAGAACAAAGAUAAGACGCAAAGGUGGCGAGAUGCUUUAUCCCAAGUGGCUAAUAUCAGUGGCUGGCCUUUAAAAGAUCAGUAUGAAUCGAAUUUCAUUGAAAAUAUUGUUGAAGAGAUAUCAGCAAAAUUAGAUGCCAAAAAAAUUGUACUCGAUCAGAAUUUAACUAUCCUGAUGAGAAAAUUGGAGGAACUAAAUGGCCUGAAGGAGGACAAUGAAUCAAUGAAGAGUGUACAGCUGCAACCAAGAAAGAAACUCAAGAAAGAAGUUGAGAUUUGGCUUCGAAAUGUUGAAAGGAUUAAUGGUGAAAUACUGAAUCUUGAAAACGAAGUUAGAGGAAGCAAUAUUGUCUCGCGUGGAUUCCUUGUAGAAACCGUUUCAAAAAAGAUACAAGAAGUUGAAGAACUUCAUCAAAAAGGGAAGAUCUUUGAUGCUUUGGUGAUUGACGAGCCUCAGUGGAUUGGACAAGUUUUGUCAACAACAAAAUUAAUUGGUGAUGUUGCAAAAGAAGUUAUGAAUGAAAUUUGGGCAUAUUUGAUGGAUGAUGGUGUUUCAAAGAUUGGAGUUUGGGGAAUGGGAGGUGUAGGUAAAACAACUGUCAUGAAGCUCAUAAACAACCAACUUUUAAAAGAGACUGAAAAAUUCAACAGGGUGAUAUGGAUCACUGUAUCAAAGGAGUUGAAAAUCUCUAAAUUACAAGACGGCAUUGCAAAAGCAAUGCAAGAAUCCCUUCCUGAAGUUGAAGAUGAAGCAAUAAGAGCAGGGGUCUUAAACGAAAUGUUGUCUCAAAAAGGCAAGUAUGUGUUAAUCUUGGAUGAUCUAUGGGACAAAGUUUCUCUUGAAGACGUAGGCAUCCCCGAGCCUUCUAACGGGAGUAAAUUGUUGGUGACAUCUCGGUUGUUAGAGGUGUGCCGCUAUUUGGGUUGUCAAGAAGUUAGAAUGGGUAUUCUUUCAAAACCAGAUGCAUGGAGCCUAUUCUCGCAAAAAGUAGGUCAAGAUGUUUUGAAUGAGCCACAGCUAUUGCCCAUUGUGGAAUCUGUAGCUGAAGAAUGUGCUGGUUUGCCCUUGGCUAUUGUUACAAUAGCAAGCAGCAUGAAGGGUGAACGGCACAUUCAUGAGUGGAGGAAUGCACUCCAUGAAUUAGUUACACAUGAAGAAAGUGUAAGUGGGUUGGAAGGGAAGGUGUUUCAACAGCUUCAGUUCAGCUAUGAUCGUUUACACAGUGAAAAAUUGAAGCAUUGUUUCCUCUGUUGUGCAUUAUAUCCUGAGGAUCAUGAAAUCUUGGCAUUUGACCUAAUAGAUCUAUGGAUUGCAGAGGGGCUUGUGGAAGAAAUGGAUAGCAGGCAAUUGGAGGUUGACAAGGGGCAUGCCAUAUUGAAUAAACUAAAAAACAGUUGCUUGAUUGAAAACGGUACCAGAUAUCCAGAUCGUUUUGUGAAAAUGCAUGACAUUUUGAGGGAUAUGGCAUUACGUAUCACAAGUACAAGACCACGGUUCUUGGUGAGAGCUGGAUUGCGGCUGAAAGAGAUACCAAAGGCGCAAGAAUGGAAAGAAGAUUUGGAGAAGGUAUCUUUGAUGGUGAAUUACCAAUUACGAAUUCCAUGCCAAAUUUCACCACCAAGGUGUCCAAAGCUCACAACCUUAUUGUUGUCCUGUUGCGAUGUAAAGAGUAUUCCAGAGUGUUUCUUUGAGCAAAUGCAUGGACUCAAGAUUCUUGAUCUUUCUGGGAAUCAUUUUCAGAGUUUGCCAAAUUCCAUCUCCAAUUUGGAAAAUCUCACUACAUUGUUGCUUGAUGAGUGUCGCGAUUUAGAGGAGGUGCCAUCUUUUUCGGGACUUCAAUCUUUAAAGAAGUUGGACCUUCGACAUACAAAAAUCAAGGAUCUCCCUCAUGGGUUCGAAAGGCUGGUAAAUCUCAAAUAUCUUGAUUUGAGUUGUACGAAUAUAACAGAGGUGGCCGAUGGAAUAUUGGCAAAUUUCACAUCACUUCAGCACUUGGCAAUAAUGAAUUUUAACAUUGCAACUUACAGAUUCAAGGGAAAAGAAGCAGUUAACAGAUUCGUGAGAGGAGAGGAAAUAGGUCGAUUAAGGAAGUUGGAAUACUUUGAAGGGGGAUUUUAUGACUUGAAUGAGUGCAACAAUUAUAUCAAAGCUUUGCAUGCUCCAACAGAAGGGCCUCGUCAAUACUGCAUUUUUGCCGGUGAAGCACCAAUGCUUACCCUGUGGCAAAAAGGAAUUCAAUUAAUUAGAUGUAACAUCUGCAGAGACGGGAUUAAGGUCCUAUCUGAUGUUGAGAACUUGCUAAUUGGGGAAUGCAUUAUCGAUUUGUGUGAAGAAGAGGCAUUUUCCUCGCGAUUAAUCUUACCGCCACAUAAUGUUUUUUCCUCUCUCUCUCAAAUUCGCAUACAUUGUUGUCAAAAUAUAAAGAAGUUGUUCUCGUUCAAUUGGGUCUUGCAGAACCUCCAAAAUUUGAAGUACUUAUGGGUUUCAGAUUGCAGGGAUAUGGAAGAAAUAAUAGCACCAGAAUCAGAAUCGGAGGAAGAAGUAAUAAGUGCCAUCAAUUUUACUCUUCCCAAAUUAAGCUCAUUGCAUUUGGAGAAUCUACCAGAAUUGAAGAGCAUUUGUAGUGCAAAUGGAGUAAUGGUUUGUGAUUCUAUUGAGGAGAUUACUAUAACACAUUGUCCAAAAUUGAAGAGGCUACCUCUUUAUCUUCCCCUGCAUGACGAUGGCCAACCAUCUCCCCCUCCUUCUCUAAGAAGUAUUGAAAUUGAAGAGCAGCAGUGGGAAUUGCUUGAGUGGGACCAGCCAAAUGCCAAGUCUCUGUUGGAGCCUUACCUUAAGUAGCGAUAGUUACAUGUUCGUUGAAAUGUCUGACCAUUACAGCGUUCACUGUAACUUUUAUUUUUCUGUUGAGACAGGAGGAAAUUACGCCUGACCAUAAUGUUUUCCUGGAGAUCUUAGCACGUUAAGGAUUAUUUGGCGGCAGCUCACACUUUGAUGUUCGGAACUCCCUUGAUGCAUGUUCUUUUCAAGUCUUCUGUUUCUACCCUUCUUGUUGACGUUUUAGAGGUUUCAGAGAAUUUAGGUAAGCAUGAACAAUUUUGGCCAAACCCUUUUAAUUGGUUGAUCCUUGUGCUCAGGUCAAAUAUUAAUUUUCUGCUUUUGUGUGGAUCUAUGACAAAUUUGUUCCAUAGAUUUCAUACAAUUAUUGUGUCAGGGUCCGGUUUGAUAUAUUUUCUUGGUGUUGUUACGAUUAUGGGGAUGGUUAACAUUGGGGGUCUUCAACCUUUUGUUGAUAUUAUGAUUCCAGUUCUUAGUAUGGCUAGAAAUUUUCAAUUUCAUAUGAAUGAUUUUGAUCACAAAACUGAAUUUGAAUAUCACCCAUAUUACAAUUUCAUGAAUAGGAUAUUACACUGAACUUGCAUAAAAAUUGAUUGCAUUACAAUCUAUUUGCAGCUCUCCUCUGUCUAGAUUUUUUCGCUAAUUGAUCUUGAAGAGCUCAAAAAUUGGACUCCUUCUUUAUUUGCCUUUAUUGGUUGUUAUCCUUCCAUGAAUAGAAUUCUUUUCCGCGUGUUAGGAUUGAAUUCAGAACCAUCUUUGAUAAAAGAAUUUUUUUCUCAAAAAAUUCUUCAUCAAGCUUUGUACGGAAUUCCUUGUAAGGCCUUUUUUUUUUUUGUCCUAUUUCAUGAUAUGCCUUUGACUCCAGCCUUUUGGUUAGAAGCACAACGGAAGUAAGCUGUUGGAUUAAAUGCUGUACAAGUUUACAGUUACAGGUCCUUCAUUUCAUCACUUGUAUAUCACUCAGUCUCAUUUAUUUCUUACUAUUUUUUCCCUUUCCUACAUAUUAAUUUCAAGCUUUUCUGUCUGUCUUUCCCUAGAAGUGAGAGAUAAUUUGUCAGCAACUUAAUGCUGCUAGAAAAUAGAAGGAAAUAGUGGCUUCUCACGUUCUCAAUUGUAACCAUUUGCCAUUGUACACUCCCCUAAAUUCCCUGUCAAGUCAGAAUGGCUGAUGAAGACCCUUGUGACCAUUUCUUCGUUUUUUUGAAAGCAAGACCAAUUUAAGCUGUAGAAUAGAAGGCUUAGGCAUAGUUAUACCAUAUCAUUUCAACAAAUUGUUCCAAAUUUUAAGACCGUGGCUAAGAAGAUGAAAAGGGAAAUUGCUUACUCUGGGGGUGAAGGUAGAAUUGUAAAUUUCACUCCUUUGCAGAGCACCAGUGUUCUAAAUUUUCUUAAAUCAUCUUCACCGUGGAAUUGCCAAGGUUUCCUAGUGUAAUAUUUGUUGGCUCUGUACUUUUUGUCUGUCUGUUUUGUACUUUGUUUCUUGUCUGUUAAUAGAAACAUGUCAAGAAUUUCUCUUCGUAUUUAAUCAUUGAGAACAUGGCAGAUUCUGUUACCCUUAAUUCUGCUGCAAAGUUAGUUGAUUGUAUUUCCUUUACCCAAAAUUUUUGAAAUACGUGUAUUUAAUUUCGUGUAAAGCUUAUAUUUCCACCAAGGAGAGCAAUAUUUAUGUUUUCUGGUCUUGGAUAUCGAGAUCCUGUCAAAAGGCUGGUUAGAUAGCCAAUGUUAGUUAAGUCAGCAAAGUAUUGAGAGGAAGAACGUAGGCAGGAG